Molecule: messenger RNA, 774 nt
Organism: Camelina sativa (false flax)
Lineage: Eukaryota; Viridiplantae; Streptophyta; Magnoliopsida; Brassicales; Brassicaceae
Source: RefSeq, a predicted model, not a curated record
GGUGAACCGAAUUCGAUAACUCCUAGUUUUAGUAGAGUGAGAUGAUGAUGAUUCAGGCGGUUGAGGAUUUACAACGAUCGAUCGAAGGAAGAAGACGAUGAAGAUCUUCCACGUUCCUUGUCUAGAAGACAAUUACUCUUAUCUGAUUAUCGAUGAGAGCACCGGAGACGCGGCGGUUGUGGAUCCAGUUGAUCCGGAGAAGGUGAUCGCAUCAGCUGAGGAGCACCAGGUUAAGAUCAAGUUUGUACUCACCACGCAUCAUCACUGGGAUCAUGCUGGUGGAAACGAGAAGAUAAAGCUGUUGGUGCCUGGGAUCAAAGUAUAUGGAGGUUCUCUGGAUAAGGUGAAGGGAUGUACUGAUGCGGUUGAUGAUGGUGACAAGUUGUCUUUGGGUCAGGAUGUCAACAUUUUGGCUCUCCACACCCCUUGCCACACCAAGGGUCACAUUAGUUAUUAUGUGACUUGUAAAGAAGGAGAAAACCCUGCUGUAUUCACCGGAGAUACACUUGUAAUUGGUUACAUAAAGCUGAAUUAAGUGAUUUUGGACUUUUGUAAUGAUUCAGGUUGCAAUAGUGCGCUUUAGUCUGACCUUAAGUCAAUUCAAGCAAGAUUUUGUUGAUGAUUCAAUGAGACAAGGGAGAGGGUACUGCAAGCACAAAAAAGAAAUAGACUACUCUUCUAGUCAUUAGACUUAGGGAAAGCUUUUUCUUGUAACCACAACUGUGUAUGCACAUUAUGAAUCAGUUUGUAUGAAAUACACAAAAGCUUUGCUUU